Molecule: messenger RNA, 1905 nt
Organism: Cercospora beticola
Lineage: Eukaryota; Fungi; Ascomycota; Dothideomycetes; Mycosphaerellales; Mycosphaerellaceae
Source: RefSeq, a predicted model, not a curated record
AUGCGGUUCGAGUUCACGGGCGCACCACCAGCGCUGCUGUCCGCUCCAGGCGAGACAUCUCCUUUCACUAGCUUCUCGGCGGCCACUUCCUCGCGCGUGACAUCCAGUCCUUCCACGCCAACCACAUCGUCUCAGCCCGCGGCGUUUGGCAAGAGCAGCGUUCUCGGCAAAUCAAUCCAGUUUCCGGUCUCCGCACAACCCACCGCCAACCCGCCGCCCGCCACCUCGAGUGCUUCCACGUCGAUCACGUCAGGACCGGUAGUCGGAUUUGGCAAGAACAGAGUUUGGGGCAAAACGGUUCAGUUUCCAGUCGCCGCACCACGCGGUGAAGUGCAGGAUGAUGCGGCACAAGGCCUCCUCAUCAGAGCUCUUCGGCGCUUUGGGAAGUCGAAAGCCUCGCCUUUCGCUGCGAAGGACGCUGCGGCAGACAUAGCGCUGAAGGGACAUCUCAAGAGCAGCACACAAGCUUGGGUGUUGGAGCGGAGUCUUCGCAACGCAGAUCCAGAAGUCCUUGCAUUUAUUGAGUCGGUCUUCGGCGGACUUGUCGACAGGGAUGCACCAGAUGCUCCUUCACCCACCCCAAGUGCCGACACGGAACCAGAUGCAACAGGCGCAGCAGACGCAGCGGAUGCAACAGAUGAUGAGGAAGACAUUGACGAGAGGAUCAAGAAUUUCCGCGCCAUGGACUACAAGAUUCCUCGCUCUCACCCACGCAUCCAGCAUUACGGCGACACCCUCAAAUGGAAGCUGCUGGAUGACGGUUUCAUACAUUACGAGCAAGGCGCUUACGUGCUGGCGAAAAUCAUCAUUGGCAAGAUGUAUGCUCGCACAUCUCCUUCUGACCUGGACGAAACCAUAAGGGACACGCUGAGCUGGUCGACACUGUACAACAUCACUGAACUCACAAACAGCGUACUCAGAGCUUUUCGCAACAUCGAUGAUCAGUUUCGCCGCGGCGAGUUGGACUCCAUGGAAGCUGCAGAAGCAGACCACUAUGACGGCGAAGAGUGCAUGGACGAGUGCGACGAUACGGCAGAUGGGCAGAACACAGAUCUGCUCAUAUACGAAGACUUGACCGGUGAAGAAGAGACUUACUUUCGCUUCAUGGAUCUACCUGCCGAGCUCCGUAAUCGAGUCUACGUCGAAUUGCUCGCACCAACUGGUUUCAUCCUUCUUUCACGUCUGGAAACCCCUAGCGGAUGCAAACCCUCAAGGGAACGCCUCGUUGAGUCCGGAAGCGAGCUCGAGAUUCUUCAAGUAUCCAAGGACAUCUACAAAGAAGCCAAGAGUAUACUCUAUCGCGAGAACACAGUCUGUGUGGCUGCUGCAAUUGAGGUCUCGACUUAUCCAUGUAUCGACACGCAACUCCUUCCCAACAGCAAGUUACCCCUCUUGGCAUCAGUGACCCUGGUCGUGGACUUCCGCGCUGAUGGCGAACAAAACAAUGCCUGGAUCGAUCGCGUGCAUUGGCAGCAGCUGCAAAAGUUGACGACUCUCAAGCAUCUUCGUAUCUGCUUUGUCGAGUCGGCGCGCCUGCAGGACGUCAACCCCCACAAGAAGCUCAUGCUGAAAAACAUUCUCGAACGCAUCCCUGCCGAGUGUCAGCUCACAUUCGAGUCCAAGGAAAUCCCCGAAAUCGAUUUUGUGCAGGAAGUCCUCGAAGACCAUGAAGGUGUUGCAACGGAACGUCAUAGAAGUUGGUCGGAGGACCCAUAUGAGGUCGCUGGAAGUGUCUUGGAGCAGUUGGUCGACGAAAUCAAGAGCGCGGAGGGUUUCCAGAUGGGCUGCAAGAGUGGACAUGAGCGAGACUAUCGGUUCCCACCCAAGCCCGUCAUGAGGACUCUGCAGCAGCUAAUCGCGGAGGGUGCGGUGGAUCCGAAGAUCGUGCUGGGAGGCGGUACUUGA